Molecule: messenger RNA, 529 nt
Organism: Trichobilharzia regenti
Lineage: Eukaryota; Metazoa; Platyhelminthes; Trematoda; Strigeidida; Schistosomatidae
Source: the annotation of a GenBank genome assembly
AGAGGCAUCAAGCCAGCGUCUGUUGAGAUUAGAGUUAAGUUUACCUGGUUUAAAUGUCGGUGAUAGGCUGAAGACAUGUGAAUUCAAUAAUAACCAUGCACACUCAUACAUUAAAUGCUCAUGUAAUUUAGCGUCUUGUUGGGGUAGCAGCAGUAACCAUAUCUCAGGAAGAAACUUCAAUCGUAAUUCUAAAUCUGAAGUUGACGGAAGCAUUAUGAUACCGUUAGAAAAUUUAAAUAAAAACGACAAUGAACAAUGGAUUAAGACAGACGAUAAAAAGCAGCCUGAAAAUGGUGAAAUAUGGUUUCGGACAACUUCCUCUCGGUUUCAAAUUAGUGUUAUUUUAAGAAGAAAUAAAUGUGACAGUCGUCGUGGUCAACACCACGAAGGCGAGAAACAUAAGGCCUUAUUCAACACUGAACAUGUAUCAAAAUGUUCAGUUUACUUGACGUCAGACUUUGUCUCUUCAUCAUCAUCCUCAUCCUCAUCGUCAUCAUCAACUACAACACUGUCUUCGGAACACCACUGA